AUGGGAUAUAAACAUGCAACUCAUUUUGUCUGUCUUCUGUUUAUUAUUGUAAAUAUAAAUCUCAUAUUAGUAAAUACUCAAUCGAAUAUAAUUUCAACACAAGAUCAAGUUACUACUUAUGUUAAUCAGACUGCUAAACUCUCGUGUAUUAUAAAAAAUCGCAAUCAACGGCAUGUAACAUGGUCUCGUAUUCAUCUCAUAAACGAAACUCAAAAAUUAACGUAUCUCCUAUAUGUCGACUUACUUAAAUAUACAUCAUUAAGUCGUUAUCAUUUAACAUCCACAGUUGAUCAAGAUAAUAAAGAAUAUUGGAAUCUUGAAAUACAUCAAGUUCAUUUAUCUGAUCAAGGUUAUUAUAGUUGUAUUUUAGCAGCAGUUCAACCAAUAUCAAAGUUAUUUCAUCUUAGAGUUAUUGAUUCAACAUUCGAUAUGCAACGAGAACAGAUGAUUUCAUCAUUAUCAUUAAUUGAUAGAUCAGUAUCAACGAUAUUUUUAACAAUUAUUUUACUAUUUACAAUAUAA
Molecule: messenger RNA, 522 nt
Organism: Rotaria socialis
Lineage: Eukaryota; Metazoa; Rotifera; Eurotatoria; Philodinida; Philodinidae
Source: the annotation of a GenBank genome assembly